Messenger RNA from Penicillium manginii, 249 nucleotides. RefSeq lists its product as uncharacterized. The transcript has a single exon. The coding region runs from base 1 to 249 and encodes 82 amino acids. The record is from RefSeq and is a predicted model, not a curated record. NCBI's taxonomy places the organism in Eukaryota, Fungi, Ascomycota, Eurotiomycetes, Eurotiales, Aspergillaceae.
AUGAGCCAAGAGCAUGAAUCUCCCGGUGAGAUAGAGGACACCGACAGCUUCGAAUUCACCCAACCACCCGAGGAGAGCGGGCCGCUCCAACGAGUGACUGACAACCCACGAAAUGUGCAAUGGAAGCCUUCAUCGAGAACUGUGGAAGAGACACUUGCAGAGGGUCUUUCGAAUGAAGAUCUUUGGAUGUUGAUUCGGCGAUUCAAUAAGGUAAGGCUUGGCCCUGCGGAAGUCGUUCUUCUGGACUGA